CAAACCCCUGAACAUCAGAAAGCUCCCAUCAUCAGAAGGAAACAUACAGGAAAAGUGCUUGCAUCUUUUCAUUCACAGCAACACACAUCUCUGCUUCAUAAAAAAUCAUGGCAUGUAAUGAUCACAUACAUUCAUGCAUAAAGCUACUGCUGGUGUGCGCGCUCUUGUGUGCGUCGCGCGCUUCUGCCGACAGAACCAAAACACUGGACUUCGAUGUCAAACCAGGAGGAGUUGUGCACACUUUCACCGGUAAAAUCAAAAAGUAUGAAUGCACCUUCACGUAUGCAUCUCAAGGAGGGACCAACGAGCAAUGGCAAAUGAGUGUUGGUCUCAGUGACAAAGACAAGCUGUUUUCCUGUUCAAUAUGGAGGCCCCAGGGGAAGUCUUACCUGUUUUUCACUCAGUUCAAAGCAGAGAUUAAAGGAGCCAAGAUUGAGUAUGCCGCUGCAUAUUCCCAGUCGGCUGUGGGUGGACAAAGAGAUGUCGCAUUAAAAGAAGAAGAGUACAUUGUGUCAGAGUCCACAGUGACUCAAAGAGAUGGAAAAUUCCAUUCUGAGCUCUCGAAGCUGACCGUCAUUGGUAAGACGCGUCACGACGAGCUCUGAUUGGCUGAUUACUACGAAAUGCCAAUUAACGAUUCGCUGUCAUUAGUCAAAGAAGGACUGACAAAACGUCUACAGAGAUCUAAGAGAGGCAGUGCGACGGGACUGAUAAUACAAUUUAAGUAGACAAAGUCUGUUGUUGUAGAUCAAGGAAAACACUGUAAAUUUUUUAUAUCUGUCCAAGUUAUGAAGGGUUCCUAUUCAAAUGAUUUCUGAGGUAAGUUAGCUCGUAGUUUUAUUUCUUCGGGGUUUGAGUCUCAUGCCUACCUUCUGAUCUUCUGCUGAUGGCGUUGAGCUCUCAUUGCGAAUUCCCACGAAGUCUUUGGGCUUUGUCAGAAUCCUUCGAUUUUUACUGCGGUGGAGGAAAACAGAAAGAGUUACUCUCUCGUCUUUGAUUUUGCAAUAAUGACGUAUUCUGAAAACGGUUGUACUGAUCUUUAAUAAAUCUGUUAUCAAAA
Molecule: messenger RNA, 1060 nt
Organism: Misgurnus anguillicaudatus (oriental weatherfish)
Lineage: Eukaryota; Metazoa; Chordata; Actinopteri; Cypriniformes; Cobitidae
Gene: mydgf
Product: myeloid-derived growth factor
Biological process (GO): positive regulation of endothelial cell proliferation; positive regulation of angiogenesis
Source: RefSeq, a predicted model, not a curated record